Messenger RNA from Tarenaya hassleriana, 2140 nucleotides. Its product is annotated as protein cappuccino. Lineage: Eukaryota; Viridiplantae; Streptophyta; Magnoliopsida; Brassicales; Cleomaceae. The record is from RefSeq and is a predicted model, not a curated record.
GUUUAUUUAAAUUAAAAGCCUCAUGACCAAAACCCAACUCCACAAGCAAGUAACCAAACAACUCAAAAGCAAAGCAUCAAACACCAACCACUCCAAAAGUACCAUUCCCAAAAACCACCUUUUUUUUUUCCUAUCAAAGCCUUUUACCCUAAAGCAAAAAAAAAAAAAAAGUAUGGAAGAAGAAGAACACGAACCGUCGACGCCGUUUUGGCUCCAAUCUCGCCGUAGCAACAAUACUUACUUUCGCCGCACCACCAGUCUCGGCCGCCGAGCCGCCGCCGUCGUCACCCAGUUCUUCUUCCUCGCCGCCGUUGUCCUCCUCGUCGCCUUCUUCAUCGUCCCUCCUUUUGUCUCCUCUGUUUCUCAGAUUUUCCGGCCACAUUUGGUCCGCAAAAGCUGGGACUAUCUCAACUUCAUUCUUGUUCUCUUCGCCGUCGUCUGUGGCUUCCUCAGCCGCAGCAGCGGUAACGAUGGAAGCAGUCAGAGCAAGGAGCACAGCAGUAGCAGCAAUGAUGUUCGUAGCUCGUAUGACUAUGGUUAUUGCAAGUACUCGAGCUCGUCGUCGUUCGAUCGAGGUCGGAGAUCGAACUCUGCGACGCCGAGGUAUUGGUAUGAUGAUUGCGGCGGCGAUCAGUUUUCGGGUCAGACGGGGUACAAGAGGUUCACCAGGUCGCGAAGUAAUUCGUAUCCAGAUCUGAGGUUGAGAGAAUCUGAUGAAGAUGAACGGUGGAGAUUCUACGAUGAUACGCGUGUGUAUGAUUACCGUUUCGACGGUCCAGAUCGGAUCUAUCCGAGCUACCGGAGCAAGCACGAGACCAAACCAGCUGGAGAAGGAUGUCAGAGCGACGGUGGCGGCGGUUAUGACGAGGUUGUUGCUGAUGCGGCCCAAGUAGAAGAGGUAGCUGAAGAAAUCAAAGAGCAAUUGCCGGAAUCAAUUCAGCCGCCACAGCCGUCGUAUCCGGUGGAUUAUCCGCCUCCUGCUCCGCCGUCUCCACCACCAUCGAAACCAGUUAAGAGAAGGACGAAGAGAGUUUUCCAAGAUCCUCCACCGAAGACAGAGAGGACAGAGAUGCCAGAUCCGGUGGUGGAAAUCCGCAAGCCACCGCCUCUGGCACCGCCUUCACCACCGGUAAUGGUGUAUCAGAAGAGCAAGAAGAAGUCAGGUGGAGCAACCAAAGACUUUCUGAUUGCGCUAAGAAGAAAGAAAAAGAAGCAGCGACAAAAGAGCGAACCAAGGAUCCUUCUAAAAUUUAGCGGCAACUCAUGCCUUUUGCGUCCUCCACCUCCGCCGCCUCCUCCACCACCCUUCUUCCAAAGCAUCUUCUCAUCCAAGAAAGGUAAAAGCAAGAGAACCUACUCAACUCCAGCUCCGUCUCCGCCUCCUCCACCUCCUCCGCCACCAUUGCGGAGGCGCGUGGAAUCACCCGCAUCAGCAAUCAACACUCAAAGAGCUGCACUAGAAUCACGCUUAUCUAAACCAAAUCAAGUAACCGCGUUCAACAGAAGAGACGAGAUCAUAGUGGCCGGAAACAAGUCUCCGUUGUUGCCGAUCCCGCCUCCGCCGCCUCCGCCGUUCAAAUUACCGGUGUGGAAGUUUGUGAAGCAGGGAGAUUACGUCAGGAUGUCCAGCGACAUCAGCUUGAAGAGCGGGUCAUCGGACGAUCACGACGAUCCGGAUACUGUUCAAUCGGACGACGGCGAGAUUCAAACGGCAGCGAAAAUGAUCGGCGGAGAGUCUCCAGCGAGGCUGUUCUGCCCAAGCCCCGACGUGGACACGAAGGCUGAUAACUUCAUCGCGAGAUUCAGAGCUGGUUUGAAAUUGGAGAAGAUGAAUUCUGUGAAGGAGAAACAGAGAACCGGAAGAUCCAACUUGGGACCCGAACCCGAAUAUGAACCCGAAUCCGAAAUCCAAGCGGCUAUAAUGUAAUCCCACUCUAAUAUUUUCUAUAUUUUAUAUUUUUUUAAAGUUUGGAUGAUUUUUUUUGUUGUUUUUUUUUUCAGUUUUUUCCGCAGCCUUUUAUUUUUACUUAAGUUGUUUUUUAUUUUAUUUAUUUUUUCAUGCGUUGGAAUGAACACUUGAGAUAAUGUACUUAGCAAUUUUAUAAAUUAUAGGUGUUUUCAUGGUGUAUUUAUUCGAUAA